Messenger RNA from Aspergillus nomiae NRRL 13137, 2172 nucleotides. RefSeq lists its product as uncharacterized. The record is from RefSeq and is a predicted model, not a curated record. Lineage: Eukaryota; Fungi; Ascomycota; Eurotiomycetes; Eurotiales; Aspergillaceae. The transcript is spliced from 2 exons. Bases 1 to 2172 code for a protein of 723 amino acids.
AUGACUUCUCCAGCUGAGCAGGUGUUUUUGUUUGGAGAGAUUAUCGACCCUGAGCUCGUCUCGGGUCUGGCGCUGUUCGGCUACGCCGAUCUCACAGCGGGGUCUGCGAUCAUCUUCGCGGCCAUAAUCACCUUCGCAUACAUCGCCAGCGACUGGAAAGUCCUCAGCUCCUGGAUCUCGGCACUUUUGACGGCAGCCGUUCGGCCCAUCCGCGCAGUGGUACUCGGUAUAAGCUGGCUCCUCAUGCAGCUUGCCGCCGUUCGGUCUCUGGCCGACGUUUUCACUACCCUACGCACUCUCGAGGAUGGGGUCAAAAGCCGGAUUAUCGAGAGCCGCCUCAGCCGUCCCGUCUCCGCCGUGGUGGACUGGUAUUUCCCGUUCAAUCGCCCCCUUGCAACAGUGUGUCGACUGUCUCUGUCAUUUAUCUGCGGGACAACGGUCAUGUACGAUCUGUUGCUCCCUGCAGCUUGGCAUGUCUCUGCUCUCAUCAUGGCCUUGAGCUCGUCAGAAGAGGAGCUUUCGUACCACUGCUUCGACGUCUUCGGACAGCUCGAACAGGGGAGGCUGAACCGGCACGAGUGGCUCGAAGUAGCCUUUUGCUGCGGCCAAGAGACCGGCUUAGAGUUACGUGCGAUAAUCCGAGACGACUGGCAGCUGCCACGCCUGAUUGAAGGCGAGAUCCACCACCUUUACGCCAUUGCUUUCGUCACUACCAGUAUCUCGUGUGCCAUUCUGGCAGUGCUUUCCUGGUACGCUCUCGCCAAGGCCGUCUCUUCCCCACUUGCCGACAAGCUGCAGCCUGCAGCCCUAAGAGUGGACCACUUCGGCCACGAGACACAGCUCCGAGGGACGCUCCCGACGCCGCGUGAGAUUGACCUGUGGAAUAUGAUCGAUCAGGUAGUCAAGCAACGGAUGGAGGACGGCUGGGCGCUUGUCAAGAAACUGUCUGCCCGACCGGAUCCCGUUGAGGAGGCUCGACCCCGCGAGACGACUGUCAUCGUGGAACUCCGCCAGGAGCUCGCGGUCAAGGAAGGGCAGCUCAGCACUACCCAGGGAAAACUGCGGCAGGUGAAGGACGAUGCCACUGCGAAGGAGCGGUCCCUCUGCGAACGGGUCGCCCAGCUGGAAGAGCAGCUGGCCCGGGAGAGGGAACAGGCGGAGGCCGAUUUCCUGAGUGAGCACCAGUCAUUCAGAGCCGAGCUUCAAGCUUGGAAUGACCAGCUCGUAACUCUCGAGCAACGCCUGGCCGCUGCAGAGGCCCGAGAACAGCAAUCUCGCGGCCACACCGACACCAAACGCCAGAACCUCGUUGUUUACAAUAACGACCUCGUCGCCCAGAACCAGGAGCUCAUGGCCCAGUGUCAGGCCUUCCAGGCCGAGCACGACCGGCUGCACCUGCAGUUCCGUGACUCCUCGGUGACCAUACAGGAACGGGAUGCCGCCCUCAGGCGUGUCAUGCUCCUGGAGGCCGAGCUUGCGACUAACCAGUCGUCGGCAGACAGCGUGGCGCGGCACGCGCAAGUGUCUCUCACUCGCGCACACGAAGCUGAGGUGGCUCUUCGGCAAUCUAUGUCGAACCUCCAGCACACCUGUGACUUGACUCUCGCGCAGGAACGUGCCGCCGCCGCCCAGGCCCAGAAACGGGCUUCCGACCUUACAGCGGAAGUCAAUGAUCUCCAAGGUAAGAUCGGCAUGGCGAUGAGGGACGCUCAGAGGAGCCAGGAGCAGGCGGCUGCUGCCGAGAGGACGAUCCAGAUCCUCGAGCACCGCCUGUCCCGUUGGGAAGCUUCGCGUAGUUCGCAGGAGAUACCAAAGCGUCCCACCCGAGACGUGGGGUCGAUCUCCACUGCGCUCGCGCAAAGCCAGGUGACGGUCUCCCAGCAGCAGGCCGAAAUCAACAACCUCCGCCGCCAGCUUGACAAAGCCAACCAAGGGGUCAUGUGUACCUCUGAGCAGGUGGCCCAGGAGGGCGUUCAAAAGCUGCGGGAGGCUCUGAGUAAUGAGAAAAGAGCGCGGACGGAGGAUAACAUCCGUUGGGGCAAAAAGACGCGCGAGCUGGAGGACGAGUGCCAAAAGCUCCGCAUCUCGCUGUCCAACGCGGCGGCGGCAUCGACGCCGGCAUCGACGCCUGUGCGCCGUCAGGGUAACAGGCGUCUGCCCACUAUCCCCUGA